UAGAACGGUCCUUUUUUAGGGAUGUGAUAGUCAUUUCGAACUUUCCCCGGCAUGGAUUUGGUGGAAUCGCCUUUCCCUUGCAGAGUUGGCAACGUCGUCUUCAAUUUGAUUGCUCUUUUUCCUCACCAUUCUCGUUUCUCCCUCCGACAUCCAUUUCCAUGGGAGUUCUGGUCUGAGCUUUCGUCUUCUUCUUCAACGAUUAAUUUCACUAGAAAUAGAUAGUGAGUGAGUGAGUGAGAAUGCCUCUGGUACGAGUUGAAGUACGGAAUGAAUACGGUUUAGGAAGUUCAGAGCUGUAUAGAGAAGCAGUAGAAGAAGAAGAACCUAAAGCUGUUCUUCAAGGAGUUUCAGUUGCUGGACUUGUUGGGAUCUUGAGACAGUUGGGAGACCUAGCUCAGUUUUCAUCAGAGGUAUUUCAUGAUUUACAAGAGCAAGUGAUAGCCACAGCUGCUAGAAGCCAGAGGAUUAUAAACCGGGUUCAGCGCAUUGAAGCUGCACUUCCUCCAGUUGAAAAGGCUGUUCUGGCCCAAACGAACCACAUACAUUUUGCUUAUUCUGCUGGUACUGAUUGGCAUACUAAUAUUCAAGCUACACAUAGUCACUUAAUCAACAGUGAUUUGCCGCAUUUCAUUCUGGAAUCCUAUGAAGAAUGUCGUAAUCCACCCCGCCUACAGUUGCUUGACAAAUUUGACAUUGCUGGUCCUGGAGCUUGUCUGAAACGAUAUUCAGACCCAUCCUUUUUUAAGAACGCGUUGUCUCCAUCUGAACCCGAAUACACCGAGAAAGCUAGAAGAGCCAAGAAAGCUAACAGAAGAAGGAGGAAAGGGUCAUGGCAUAUGAACGGAGAAAUCUCCCAGGCUUUAUUACUCUCUAAGAGAAGUGACAGAAAGCAAUUCGCUUCUCCUAGUUAUGGGCGAAGUUCUACUGCAGACACUAUUUCGACAUUUGAUAUGUCAAAAUCUGACCUCGGAGGCAGUACCUCAUCUUCUGAUUCAAGAUCAAGAUCAGGCUACAGAGAUUCCGUGUCUGAUGUUAAUGUUUCUGUCAGACGUGAAGAACGAGAGGACACUAGCUUGUUGACAUCUAGAUUAAAGAUCCAUAGUGGUGUUAUUCCUGAUUCUAAACUUCCUAACAAACAAACUGGUGUUCUGGAGAAUGAUCUACCGAACCGUUCAUCACAGGACAAAACUGUCCCAUCUUCAUGCUCCAUUACUUGGGAUGAAAAAAUAGAAAUUGUGAAGCCUAUAUGUCAGCAGUUUGAGAACAAUCUUGAAGAAUUGGGAGCAAUUUCAGAAUUUCAACGAGCAAACCCUGAUCGAGAUAAACCAGAGAGCAUAAGUGAUGAAAGUGCUUAUGGGGAGGAUAUUUUGACCAGUCCUAUAAAUAUUUAUCCAGAUGAUAGUUCAUAUUGUGAUUCCACUGUGCCUGAAUCACUGCUUCAUGUAAACCAGUCUGAUGCUGUCAGAACUGGGCUGGAAAACUGUGCAACUGCAUGUACUAUGGUGUCACAAUUUGAACCCGAGUCCGAGUACCAAGCAGAGAAGGAAGUAAACCCUACAUCAUCCGACUUAGAACAUCUAGAACGUGAAUGCAGAACAAGCACAACCAUUGAAAUGAAUGCGCAAAGUUCAAACUCAUCUGAUGUUCAACUUUUUGUGUUUGACUUGUCGUCAAAGAAGCAGACGUCCCCAAGUAGUUCCGAAGCAGUCUCCUCGGAUUUGGUCCAUGCGGAGUCACUUCCUACUGUCUGCAUCUAUCCAGAACCAGACAACUCAGUAGAGGCUGAGUCAUGUUUGAGUACCAAUUUACCUGAUCAUACUAGAGUAAAUAAUUUUGGAUCUGCCUCGCCAGGCUUUAAUGUUCCCAGCUCAGAGGCUUCGUCAGAUGAUAAGAUUAUUAACAGUGUUUGUGAUUCUCAAGUAUCUCCCUCAACAAAGGGUUUGGUCUGUGAAGAGUCACUUCCUGCAAUCUCCAUGUGUCCUAAACCAGACAUCUCUGUGGAGGUUGAGUCAUGUUCAAGCACCGAUAAACCUGACGUCUCAAGAGUAAAUAAUUUUGGAUCAGCUAGAAGUUAUUCGUCAUCGCCAGGCUUCAAUGUUCCCAGUUCAAAGGCUUCUGCAAAUGACAAGAUUAUUAACAGUGUUUGUGAAUCUCAAGUCUCUGCCUCAACGAAGGAUUUGGUCCAUGAAGAGUCGCUUCCUGCAAUCUCCAUAUGUCCUGAACUAGACACCUCUCCAGAGGUUGAGUCAUGUUCCAGCACCGAUAAACCUGACAUGUCAAGAGUAAAUAAUUUUGGAUCAGCUAGAAGUUAUUCGUCAUCGCGAGGCUUUAAUGUUGUCAGUUCAAAGGCUUCUUCAAAUGACAAGAUUAUUAACAGUGUUUGUGAAUCUCAAGUCUCUACCUCAACGAAGGAUUUGGUCCAUGAAGAGUCGCUUCCUGCAAUCUCCAUGUGUCCUGAACCAGACAUCUCUCCAGAGGUUGAGUCAUGUUCCAGCACCGAUAAACCUGAUGUCUCGAGAGUAAAUAAUUUCGGAUCAGCUAGAAGUUAUUCGUCAUCGCCAGGCUUUAAUGUUCCCAGUUCAAAGGCUUCUUCAAAUGACAAGAUUAUUAACAGUGUUUGUCAAUCUCAAGUCUCUGCCUCAACGAAGGAUUUGGUCCAUGAAGAGUCACUUCCUGCAAUCUCCAUGUGUCCCGAACCAGACAUCUCUCCAGAGGUUGAGUCAUGUUCCAGCACUGAUAAACCUGAUGUCUCGAGAGUAAAUAAUUUUGGAUCAGCUAGAAGUGAUUCGUCAUCGCCAGGUUUUAAUGUUCCUAGUUCAAAGGCUUCUUCGAAUGACAAGAUUAUUACCAGUGUUUGUCAAUCUCAAGUCUCUACCUCAACGAAGGAUUUGGUCCAUGAAGAGUCACUUCCUGCAAUCUCCAUGUGUCCUGAACCAGACAUCUCUCCAGAGGUUGAGUCAUGUUCCAGCACCGAUAAACCUGAUGUUCCAAAAGUAAACAAUUCUGGAUCAGCUAGAAGUGGUUCGUCAUCGCCAGGCUUUAAUGUUGUCAGUUCAAAGGCUUCGUCAGAUGAUAAGAUUAUUAACAGUGUUUGUGAAUCUCAAGUCUCUGCCUCAACGGAGGAUUUGGUCCAAGAGUCUCCUCCAACAGUUUCUGGUGGAAAGCCCACUUUAUUUUGGACAAAUGGAGAUCUAUUAGGACUGGAACCAGCAAAACCUAUCAACAAGAGUCCGAACGCUACAGAGAAACUCAAUGAUAUCAGCUCUGAUGAUCUUACGCUUGUCAAUGUACCAUCUCCUGGUGCCCAUAGAGGCAAUAAUGAGCAGUCAUCAAGUGCCCUUCUAGGUCUGAGCGACAGAAUUUCUGUAAAUAUAUUCCGAAGAAGUUAUACAUCUGCACCACUAAGCUCUUUGGCAAGUGGCCUUAUGAAGUUACAGGAAACACAAUUCAGUGAGCCGAAGAAAUUAAACAGAAAAGCAAUUCAAGCUUCUCCGUUACCAAGCCCCAAUAGACAGUUUGAACAUGGAUCUCCUGUGAACUCAGUAUCUUCUUCUUCACCGCCUCUAGAGCAUAUGACACUCUCAUUUCAACCUAUAGAUGGAUUUGAGACCUCCAGACUGAAACUAAGAUUUCCUGACGGGAGUGGCUUCCAUGACAACAGACAUGUCAUGCUACCGUCAUUCCAGUUGGUUCCGGGACCUUCUAACUCACAGCUAGAUAAUGAUUACGGAUCAGAUGAUGACACAUUCAGUAGAUUAUCUGAUUAUUUAUCUGAUGAUGUUAGGAGCCAACGCUCGUAUUCAAAUUCUGAGCAGUGGGAAACCAAUGAGACCCCUAGAGGGGAAGACCAUGACAUGUAUGAUGGUUUACGUAGAGUCUUAUCAGAAGAAUCCAUUAGCUCUUCAGGAGAAGGGGGUUCUAUUGCUGAAUCUUUAUCUGGUCUUCCAAAUUUUGAUUCUGUGAUUCCUAUACCAAGUCAGGAAGAAAGAAAAAGUAACGGAAGAGAUGUUGAUUCUGCUAUUGAUCUAAACUAUAUGCAGUCUUUGCAACCCACCACUUUGCAGCAAUAUAAUCCAGCUCCAUUCCCAUGUAACAAGGAGGCAACUACAAGUCCACCAAAGAGCGAGAAUCUUCAAAAGUUGAACGGGAUAGAAGAGACGAAGAAGACAAUAGCUAGUGAAGAUGACAAUGGAGAGGAAGAUCUGUUACAACAAAUUAGAACCAGGUCCAUAAACCUCAAACGUACAGUACCGACAAAGCCAAUCUUGAUGCCAAAUCCAACAGCCAACAGCAAAGUCACUGCAAUUUUAGAGAAGGCCAGUGCCAUCCUCCAGGUUGUGGGGAGCGACGAAGAAGGUGAGGACAGUGAAAGCUGGAGUGACCAAUGAAGUGCAUUACAUUUACUCAAACAAAGAUAGGUGAAAACAGAACCUGUCUUGAACAGUAUCAUGCAAUUGGUCAAGAGUUGUUAUUUAUGUGAAUAAAUUUUUUUAGUUUUAUCAAUUUUGUAGGGUUUUAAAUCUUGUAUAUGAUAAGGUCCCAUGUUUCUUUCGAUCUGUUGAAGUUAGUAGUGUUAACCCAUGAUGAAAGUAAUCAUGAGUAUAAUUUGUUAAUGUUUGCUGCUACCAGAAAUGGAAUCAUAAGGUUGUAGAAGCUCAAUUUCUUAAAUAAUGAUAAUUGUUGUUCAUUGCAAA
Messenger RNA from Papaver somniferum (opium poppy), 4694 nucleotides. RefSeq names its product protein SCAR3-like. The transcript has 9 exons. The coding region runs from base 240 to 4388 and encodes 1382 amino acids. Gene Ontology annotation, cellular component: cytoskeleton. Gene Ontology annotation, molecular function: protein kinase A regulatory subunit binding; Arp2/3 complex binding. Gene Ontology annotation, biological process: positive regulation of Arp2/3 complex-mediated actin nucleation; actin cytoskeleton organization. Lineage: Eukaryota; Viridiplantae; Streptophyta; Magnoliopsida; Ranunculales; Papaveraceae. The record is from RefSeq and is a predicted model, not a curated record.